AUGGAAAAGCCUGCGAGUCUUACCAGGGAAAUAUCACCCCCAACGCACAGUAGGAAAACGAAGCCUCUACAGAAAGAGCAAGAGAAUCCAAAGGAUGGACCACCUCCGGUCGCCGCGCCCAGUCUCGCAGCGAUCGAAGCGGGCGAGGCCAGAAUACGUGAUCAUCUUGCCUACUUCUCCGAGCAUCUCAGUAAUGUAUCGAGGUCUGGAGAGAAAGGCGCCCCGAGGCUAUCCAUCGACGAUUUUGUGAAGCUCCAUCAGCGGAAUCAACACCCGCGCGGGCGCCAUUUUGUGAUACACCAACAUGAUCAUCCAGUUGCUGGAGUCCAUUAUGACCUCCGCCUGCAAUUUUCUGAGACAAGCACUAUCUCAUUCGCAAUACCGUAUGGCUUGCCCGGUAAUCCUAAUUCCAAGAGGCAGGGUAGAUUGGCCAUUGAGACGAGAGUGCACAAUUUGUGGAACAACUUGAUCGAGUCUGCCUCCCAUGCCACCGGCUCCCUGCUCAUCUGGGACACCGGCGAAUACUCCAUCCUCCAACGGCAGGCCAGAGCCGUGCAAACCGACGACGAGUUGUCGGGCGGCUCGGAUCAUGCGCCAGGUCCAUCCCCUUCAGCCCACCAAAGAAGCAAAUCCGAGAACCAAAAGCUUUUCGAAGCAUUCCAAGCCACUCACAUCCGGCUUCGCCUCCACGGCACCCGGCUACCACGGAGUUAUACCAUAUCGCUCCGCCUUCCACCCGCGAACAAUACCACCAAAGCACAAGCAACGCCCCGCAAGCGCCGACGAAAGAGCACAUUCAUUCCAUCGCGACCAAUGUACCCUGCUACCGACAGCGAUACUGACGAAGACCCCGGAAACGGAACUGUAUCGCCGUCGCUUCCGCGUUCGCGGACAGCUUCUGCAACACCUUCAGCCUUUCACGGCGGAGACGACGACCGCCAAGCAAUCGAAGCAGCCAACGCAUCAGAAGUUGAAGACGAGGACCAAACGACACGAACAAACAAUGCUUACCCGGGGGCUACGAACAGCAUCGGCUCUAUCCACCAGCGGCAGUGGUUUCUGCGGCUCGAUCAGGUCAAUUCGGGAUUUGUGCGAGCGAGUUCGGGACCUGAGAAAGGGAGAUGGGUCCGGGGCUUGUUGAAUGGGGGUCGUGGAGGUCCCGGAGGGGAUGAUAGUAAGCAUGGAGAGCUGGAGCUUGGUGGCUUUGGCACGUUCUUCGUGCGGGGAGCUGAGCAUGAGAGGAGCGUAGUUACUGGGCGGUUGAGUAAAGAUGUCUUUGCUGAUGAAGGCGUGAAGGGCUUUCUGGGGAGGAAGAUGUGGCGGCCGAUACUGGAAUGA
Messenger RNA from Coniosporium apollinis CBS 100218, 1338 nucleotides. RefSeq lists its product as uncharacterized. Bases 1 to 1338 code for a protein of 445 amino acids. The transcript is spliced from 4 exons. The record is from RefSeq and is a predicted model, not a curated record. Lineage: Eukaryota; Fungi; Ascomycota; Dothideomycetes.